This is a messenger RNA of Macadamia integrifolia, 1929 nucleotides long. Its product is annotated as SAP30-binding protein-like. NCBI's taxonomy places the organism in Eukaryota, Viridiplantae, Streptophyta, Magnoliopsida, Proteales, Proteaceae. The record is from RefSeq and is a predicted model, not a curated record. Gene Ontology annotation, cellular component: nucleus. Gene Ontology annotation, biological process: regulation of DNA-templated transcription. The transcript is spliced from 9 exons. Bases 301 to 1587 code for a protein of 428 amino acids.
AAAAAAAAAAAAAAAAAGGGGAAAACUUCAUUUUGGGAGUUCCCAGUUCGAUCUGUAAAAUUGAAAACCCAAUCGCUCUGCCAGUAAGCUGCGUUUCGAGUUUUCCGACACCACUUUUUGUUCAGAACAGUAGGAGACGAAGGAUUGAAGGAAGAGAAGAAGAAGAUAUGGUUUAAAGUUGAAACUCAAUCAAAGAAGUGGAAUAAGGAACUCUCUCUCUCGUGCGCGCUUUCUCUCUUGUGUGUUCUGUAGCGGAGUUGGAGCAUUGGAGCUAAUUCGGACAAAAAACCCAUUACAUCAAUGGCGUCAAAGAGGAAAGAGUCGGAAGGUAUAGCCCUCUUAUCCAUGUACAAUGACGAAGAUGAAGACAUGGAUGAUGUUGAUGAAGAGGAAGACAAUAGAGAAGAUGCUAUUAAUGAUGAUGCAGUUUCUCCAGACUCUGCUCCUGAAGCUACACCCCAUAACGUUCAGUCUCAAGCUUCUCUCCCAACUGAAGAUUCAACUCCAAAAAGUGAUAGGUUUGCAUCUUUGACACCACAACAGCCCCAGGUUUUACUAAAGUCUCCACCAUUUACAUCACAGCCACCACCAUCUUCUGCCCCCUUUUUGGAUGCUCAAAGGACAAGAAAAGGAACUCUCACAAUUGUGGAUUAUGCUCAUGAUGAAACCGCAAUGUCUCCUGAAGCUGAGGAGGGUGAAAUAGUCAGUGCUGGACGUGUCAUGUUUGGUGAGGAGCUUCAAACUGCAAAUGGUGACUUCCAAGAGAAAACACCUCAAGGAAUGGUUCAGACAUUAACAGACACUCAAACAACUCCUCAACCUUCUGACCAACCGCCCACACUACAAUCUGAUAACAAUAUCUCAAUAAAUGGCUCUAGAGUCGACUCAGAAGUUGCAGUUGUUGAGGAAGCUAUUAUGGUUUCCACAGAUGUACCAAUAGAUGCUCAUCCAUUAGAAAAGUUUCUCCCACCGCCACCAAAAGCCAAGUGUUCGGAGCAACUCCAAGAGAGAAUAAAUAAGUUUCUAGCUUAUAAGAGAGCUGGCAAGAGCUUCAAUGCUGAAGUGCGCAAUAGGAAGGACUAUCGGAACCCUGACUUCUUGCUGCAUGCAGUGAGAUAUCAAGAUAUAGAUCAGCUGGGCUCCUGCUUCUGUAAGGAAGUGUUUGACCCUCAUGGAUACGACAAAAGUGACUACUAUGAAGAACUAGAGGCUGAUAUGAGGCGUGAAUUGGAGAGAAAGGAUCAAGGAUUGAAGAAGAAUCAGAAGCUUGAGUUCGCAUCUGGAGGGACACAACCUGGGACUGCCCCUGCAGGACCGAAGAUCAAUGUGCCAAUCCCAGUAACUGCUGCUGAUGCCUUGGCUCGGGAUGGUAGACAGAAUAAGAAAUCUAAGUGGGAUAAGGUUGAUGGCGAUCAAAGAAAUCAUCUGCUCCCUGGCGGACAAGAUUCUGUAUCCAAGGUUGGGGCACAUGCAGCACUGUUGUCUGCUGCUAAUUUGGGUGCUGGAUAUACUGCUUUUGCGCAACAAAGGCGAAAAGAGGCUGAAGAGAAAAAAUCUAGUGAAAGGAAGUUGGACAGAAAAUCCUGAAUUGCAAAUUUUGAUUGACGGUUGAAAAUUACAGGUUCUGUGUACCAGAGAAUACUCAUAUGUCUUUCAUCCCCAAACCCCCCCCCCCCCCCAAAAAUUUUUUUUUUUCAAAUAUCGUUACAAAUAACUCUAAAAGAGUAAUACUCAGAAUUUUUUUUUUAGUCGUUGUAUCAGUUGGAAGUUCCUCGUGAAUGAAGAUUCAAUUAUACCCUAACAUUAUUUACCCCAAAAAAAAAAAUUUAUACCCUUCCUUUGGUAGACUUGGUGUUAAAUUUUACAUAAUUUCCUGUUUGUAAAAUGAAUCGAUGUGAAGUAAUAAGGCCUGAUGUUUUAUGGGUGGCA